Messenger RNA from Trichomonas vaginalis G3, 699 nucleotides. Its product is annotated as bromodomain family. The record is from RefSeq and is a predicted model, not a curated record. Bases 1 to 699 code for a protein of 232 amino acids. The transcript has a single exon. Lineage: Eukaryota; Parabasalia; Trichomonadida; Trichomonadidae. Gene Ontology annotation, molecular function: protein binding.
AUGGACUCGAUUCAAUAUAAUAAUUGCUUAAAUAUAUUAUCUAAGUUAUUUUCAAGACCGAUUCAUAAGUUAUUCCUCGGAUCACCCGAAUUUCCAUGCGAUAUGAAAAUAGAAAAGCCAACAACCUUACAAGUAAUCAAAACGAAACUAUAUGCCGGUCUUUACGAAGAAGCUACAGACUUUGCAAAAGAUGUCCGUCAUCUAUUGACGUAUUUUGCUUCUCCAGCAACAACUGAUCCAAUUUAUAGAGUAGCUGCACAACAGCUUUUAGAUGAAUUCAAUGCUGAUUUUGGCAGUAAAUUCAAAUCUAAAGAUUUACGCUCGAUUAAAUUAAUAAUUUUGUCAAAUGAUUUUCAUGAAUAUCUCAAACAUCAUAAAUUCACGAAGAAUUUUCCUACCGAAGUAGAUGGUAAACCUCAUGCACUAUGUUUGCAGCAAAAUUAUACAGAAAUUUCAGACAAACAACUAAUUAGGGAAAUCAAGUUUCUUCAUUCACCUGAUUUAUUAAUGCGAGUUGCAAGUUUUGUAUACCAACUACAACCAGAUGCAAUUAUCAUGGAUUCUAAUAUUUCGAUAAAAUUCGAAACUAUUUCAGAAGGAAAACUAAUUGAAAUUAAGAAAUUUGUACACACUCUACUCAUUGAUGCUGCCAAAGGAAAAUAUGAUCCAUAUAAACAACAAAUUGGUACUUUUGGUUGA